Molecule: messenger RNA, 369 nt
Organism: Plasmodium gonderi
Lineage: Eukaryota; Apicomplexa; Aconoidasida; Haemosporida; Plasmodiidae
Product: actin-depolymerizing factor 1
Exons: 2
Coding region: 1-369 (122 amino acids)
Biological process (GO): cell motility; actin filament depolymerization
Cellular component (GO): cytoplasm; actin cytoskeleton
Molecular function (GO): actin filament binding
Source: RefSeq, a predicted model, not a curated record
AUGAUAAGCGGCAUUAGAGUAAAUGAUACUUGUGUUACUGAAUUUAAUAACAUGAAGAUAAGGAAGACUUGUCGAUGGAUAAUUUUUGUUAUAGAGAAAUGUGAAAUAAUUAUACAUUCGAAAGGAGCCACAACCACUUUGAAGGAGUUAGUAGAAUCUAUUGAUCAAAAUGAUAAAAUCCAGUGUGCAUAUGUUGUUUUUGAUGCAGUCAACAAGAUUCAUUUCUUCAUGUAUGCAAGGGAAUCAUCAAACUCUAGAGAUAGAAUGACAUAUGCCUCAAGCAAACAAGCAUUAUUGAAAAAAAUUGAAGGAGUAAAUGUUCUAACAUCAGUUAUUGAAAGUGUUCAAGAUGUACCUGAUUUUAAAUAA